Molecule: messenger RNA, 1224 nt
Organism: Letharia columbiana
Lineage: Eukaryota; Fungi; Ascomycota; Lecanoromycetes; Lecanorales; Parmeliaceae
Exons: 2
Coding region: 1-1224 (407 amino acids)
Source: RefSeq, a predicted model, not a curated record
AUGGCACCAUCCACCCCCUUCAACUAUAUCCAACGCAAGCGCGCCCUCAAGAAUGCCUCAAAACCCACCGCCAUCGCCAAGAUAACUAGCCGUCCAUAUAUUAAUCCUCAAAUCGCCUCCCCUCUCUUCUCUACACUGCCAGCCGAGAUUCGAAACCACAUAUUCUAUUAUGCCCUCCUCGCCUACCCAGACCUUGCGCGCCCGUAUUCGAGGCACAGCUUCUGGAAUCGACCCGGCUACACGCAUGCGCGAGCAAUUGCAGUCGCUUUGUUGUUAACGUGCCGACGGGUAUACCUCGAGACGGAUCUCCUGCCCGUGGUACACAACGAGCAUGUCAUAUGGGGCGUGGAAAAACCGAGGAUACCGCCUGGCUCGACAAAUUAUCUGCUCCAUGAUCGACAUAUGAAGCUCUCGCAACGGAACGUCGUCCAAUUCGUCCACCUAUUUACGCAGCAGUUCUGGCUCGAGGACUGGAAGAAUCAAUGGCUGGCUUUCACGACCAGUUGGCCAGAGGGCGGACCAAGGAAAAUCAGGAUCACGAUCAGACAUACGGAUUGGUGGUACAAUCUCCUCGGAGAGAAUAGUCCGUUGGCAUUGGAUCCGAAGAGGAAAGGCCGGGCCAGAGUCGGUGACUGGGUGUCUGACGACCAACCAUACGAGAGUGGGAGUUGGGGAAGCAGAUUUGCGAAUCUAAAGGGAUUGAAGAUAUUGGAGAUGGAGUUGGAGACGAUUGAAGCGAAAAGGACGGAGCUCGAUACCAUCAUUGAAAAAGCACGGUCCUGGAAGUUUCCAUCGGGAGACGGCAAUGCGCUCGUCAUGGACGAAGGAAGCACUGAGAAGUCAGUUUGGACGGGGUCGAAACACUCGAAGGGCCUCAACGCUGUCACUGUACCAGCAGGAUUGCAGCUUCGACAGGGGAGCACGGCGAGCUUUUCGCCUUUUAGGUCUACGCCGCGGAGUGACGCAGAGUCGGAAGAGUUGGGACCUGGGGAUACGCUUGAUUAUUACGUCGUUUUGCUUACAUGGCGUGCCCAGAGCAAGUCAGAGCACGACGAUGUUCCCACGGCUGCUGGUACGAUGCUUACUCCUUCGACCACGACAAAUACAACCCCAGCUACGACGAGUACAGCAGUGGCCCCACCCACCACCGCGGCGCCACGUGGGACAUACAACCGAUUGAACAACAUACCAACAUACUAUGGCCCACGAUUUGGGUCGGCAUGA